AUGUCCGUGACCGUCAAGACCGUUUCCAUCCCUGGCGUGGCCUGGGCAAUCGCCGCCAACAUCCACCUUCCACCGAACUUCAAUGACAACAAGAAAUACCCUGCUGUCGUAUCCGCCCAUCCAAUUGGCUCCUGCAAGGAACAGACAUCAGGUAAUGUAUACGGCAAGGCCAUGGCCGAAGCCGGCUUCGUUGUCGUAGCGUUUGAUGCCUCCUUCCAAGGCGCCUCUGGCGGUUUGCCUCGCUUCGUCGAGAACCCCGAGUUCCGCGUAUCUGAUUUCCGAUACGUGGUCGACUACAUCCAGACCCUGCCCUACGUGGACUCGGAGCGCAUCGGCGUGCUGGGCAUCUGCGGUGGUGGCGCCUACGCCCUCAAUGCAACCAUGACCGAUUACCGCUUCAAGUGCUGCGUGGGAGUCACACCCGCCAACUUUGGCCGUCUUGCCCGCGAGGCCUUUGGCGGGUUCGACCCAGCCGGCGCCCUGGAGAAGAUGGCCAAGCAGCGCACAGCUGAGGCACAAGGCGGCGAGCGCUUCGUGAUGAACUACCUUCCUCCAACCGUCGAGGACGCCAAAAAGGCCACUUCAGACAUCGAUAUCAUCGAAGCAGCUGAAUACUACAAGACCGACCGCGGCAAGACGGAGUUCGGCUGCACCAGUGCUUUAUUUUCAUUCAACAGUGCUGCCGCUGCAUGGGAUGCCUUUGCCUUUGCGGAGAAAAUCAUGACACGCCCUUUCCUUGUGGUUGUCGGCGAUAAGGUUGGGGGCUUCGGCGCGUACCGCGAUGCCAGCGAGAUCCAUGCCCGUGCUGCGUCGAAGGAGAAGAAACUGCUUGUUCUUCCCGGUGUUUCCCACUACGAAUUGUAUGAUAAGCCCGAGGCUGUCAAGCCUGCGCUUGAUGAGAUCCUGCCGUUCCUGAAGACGCACCUAGGCGAGGCAGCAUGA
Messenger RNA from Aspergillus puulaauensis, 942 nucleotides. Its product is annotated as alpha/beta hydrolase. NCBI's taxonomy places the organism in Eukaryota, Fungi, Ascomycota, Eurotiomycetes, Eurotiales, Aspergillaceae. The record is from RefSeq and is a predicted model, not a curated record. Bases 1 to 942 code for a protein of 313 amino acids. The transcript has a single exon.